This is a messenger RNA of Hermetia illucens (black soldier fly), 873 nucleotides long. It is a transcript of the gene Sf3b6, whose product is annotated as splicing factor 3B subunit 6. NCBI's taxonomy places the organism in Eukaryota, Metazoa, Arthropoda, Insecta, Diptera, Stratiomyidae. The transcript has 4 exons. The record is from RefSeq and is a predicted model, not a curated record. The coding region runs from base 270 to 650 and encodes 126 amino acids. Gene Ontology annotation, cellular component: nucleus; cytoplasm; ribonucleoprotein complex. Gene Ontology annotation, molecular function: mRNA binding.
CCAAGAUAGUGCCCCUUCUCCGUGAAAAGAUCGCCAACAGCUUCCACAAUUUGGCGAUAGACAGCUCCUCGGUUCUCUAAACCACAGCAGUAGUCCAUCUUCAGACCAUAGAAAUCAGUGCACUCUGCAGGAACGAACCUCAGUCUUGGCAGCUUUUAGAUGUUUGCUGAUUUGACGUUUUAAUGUCAUUAACUGUCAGUCCUAUGAAAGUUGGAUGGUGGAUGGUUUGUUUUCAUUGGUAGCGGAAUUUUCAAGUCGAAAACAUCACCAUGGCUCUAGCAAUGCAGAAACGUAACAAUAUCCGGCUGCCACCAGAAGUAAACCGAGUGCUCUACGUCCGUAAUCUUCCCUACAAAAUCACAUCCGAUGAAAUGUACGAUAUUUUCGGCAAGUUUGGAGCAAUUCGGCAAAUUCGAGUAGGCAAUACACCCGAAACACGAGGCACUGCCUUUGUUGUCUACGAGGAUAUCUUCGAUGCGAAAAACGCCUGUGAUCACUUGUCUGGAUUCAACGUUUGUAAUCGAUAUUUGGUAGUGCUUUACUACCAAUCCAAUAAAGCAUUCAAGAGACUCGAUGUGGACAAAAAGCAAGAGGAACUCAACAACUUGAAGACUAAAUUUAACAUCAGAACGGACGAAGUGAAGAAGUAAAAUUAGGAAUAAGAAUUUUUUACUUGGAAAGGAACCGCUCUUAGUGCACAACUAAGUCGAAUAAGGUUAAAGGAUUGCUGUCACCAUAAUGUGUUGGUGUUUGCAGUCUCACUCGUGAAUAUGAUUUAAUUAACUUUUACUUUGUAAAAUCAUCUCAUUGUCACUUUCAUCCUGCCAUCCCAUCAUAAAAAAAAGAAAAAUAAACACGUAAAACCCAAUUUAA